Molecule: messenger RNA, 617 nt
Organism: Arabidopsis thaliana (thale cress)
Lineage: Eukaryota; Viridiplantae; Streptophyta; Magnoliopsida; Brassicales; Brassicaceae
Exons: 1
Coding region: 49-474 (141 amino acids)
Source: RefSeq, marked reviewed
CUCAAUAAAAUAGUUUAUAAAUCUACACACAAAACCUCAUCAAAAACCAUGGGAAAGCCAAGAAGCGUGUCUCCGACCAUCUUCCUCCUAGUCAUCCUCUUGGUGACCGCCGGAGAGAAGACGGAGGCGAAGCCAUGGUGGAAGAAAGUCGGAGAUUCCAUCGGGAAUAUAGCCGGAGGAAUAAGAAAUGCGGUUGGGAAUUAUAAACCAGUGGAGAUGGGAUUGUCGUUAAAAGGAGGAUUUUGUGUGAGAAAGCUUCUGUCUUUGAAUACGAAUGUGUUCAGUGAAUGGUGUAUAGCUCUUAAUGAUCCAAGAGCUCCUAUGUACAUGAAGAUUGAGAAUAUACCAAGUGGUGUGUCAAUCGAGUCCAUUUUAAAGAAGCCUAUUGAUUUAAUCAAGAACCAUUAUCCCAAUUUCUUGAAAGUUUGGAACUUUAACCAGAAAAUUAAGAGAAAGCCUAGACGUGCUCUUUAAUUUUCUUUAUUCUUCUUCUUUUUGAGACAUGCAGAUUCGCUAUUAUUUCGAUUAUUAAUAAUGAUAAACUUGAGCUACAUGUUCUUGUUAUGUUGUUGUUUAAAUUUGAGUAUAGCAUAUAAUUCAAAUAUAAUUUGGGUUGG